GCGCUGCAGUGUGCACAGCCCGCAACGGCCGUCGUCGUCGCUGUGUUGAGCCGGCGCAAUGGCAACCUCCACCUCAGUUCCCGUUCUCCUGCUCCUCGCCGCCGCCACCGGCCUCCUGCUCCCCAGCUCGCUGGCGUCGACGAGCAACUGUCCCCCGCCCGCGCACGGCGGCAGUGGUGGUGGUGGGCGCGUCCAGCCGUCGUACCCAGCGCCAGCCAGUGGCUCGCCGAAAGGCUACCGCUCCGGCGGCGGCCACAGCCACCCGCCCCACCAUGGCAAGCCGCCCAAGCGCCACCACGGCCCCCCGUCCAACUGCCCGCCGUGCAACCCGCCGUACGUGCCUCCGACGCCUCGGCCGUCACCGCCGUACGUGCCACCGUACGUCCCGCCGACGCCUCGCCCGUCGCCGCCCUACGUGCCACCAUACGUCCCCCCGACGCCUCGGCCGUCGCCGCCGUACGUGCCACCGUACGUCCCGCCGACGCCUCGGCCGUCACCGCCGUACGUGCCACCGUACGUCCCGCCGACGCCUCGCCCGUCGCCGCCCUACGUGCCACCAUACGUCCCCCCGACGCCUCGGCCGUCGCCGCCGUACGUGCCACCGUACGUCCCGCCGACGCCUCGCCCGUCACCGCCCUACGUGCCGCCAUACGUCCCACCGACGCCUCGCCCGUCACCGCCCAACGUGCCGCCGUCGCCGCCCUACGUGCCGCCGUACGUGCCGCCGACGCCGCCGUACGUUCCGCCGACGCCGCCGGCGUCGCGGACGUGCCCGAUCGACACCCUGAAGCUGAACGCGUGCGUGGACGUGCUGAGCGGGCUGAUCCACCUGGUGAUCGGGCAGGAGGCAAGGUCCAAGUGCUGCCCGCUGGUGCAGGGGAUCGCGGACCUGGACGCGGCGCUGUGCCUCUGCACCACCAUCCGCUUGCGCCUGCUCAACAUCAACAUCUACCUCCCCAUCGCGCUCAACCUGCUCAUCACCUGCGGCAAGCACCCGCCGUCGGGCUUCCAGUGCCCGCCGCUCUACGACUGAGAGAUCACCGGCCGGCUACCGCCCAUCGAUGUAUACGCGCCAUUGCAUGGCGCUUUCCUAGUAAUCAGGCAUCGUGUGUGCAAGCUAGCUAGCUACUGCAACAUGUCUCUACAAUUUGUGUCGUAAUUUCUUCUGUGUGCUCUCUUGGGUAUGCAUGUGCGCUCUCUUGGGUAUGCAUGUGCGCUUGCCUACUUGGCGUCAGGACUCGGGAUCGAAAUCUUCUCUAAGUGUGUGGCUCGCAUAAUCAGUCGAUGUAUCAUGUUGCUCUUGUUUUCUGGUGAGGGCACAUGCACAGCGGCAGGAUUUCGUUCAGCUGCUUCGUUUUCAGAAAUAUAGUACCCCCUCCAUCCCAAA
Molecule: messenger RNA, 1387 nt
Organism: Sorghum bicolor (sorghum)
Lineage: Eukaryota; Viridiplantae; Streptophyta; Magnoliopsida; Poales; Poaceae
Product: 36.4 kDa proline-rich protein
Exons: 1
Coding region: 59-1033 (324 amino acids)
Source: RefSeq, a predicted model, not a curated record